Molecule: messenger RNA, 264 nt
Organism: Symbiodinium necroappetens
Lineage: Eukaryota; Dinophyceae; Suessiales; Symbiodiniaceae
Source: the annotation of a GenBank genome assembly
GAAGGCGAAUCGGUUGGAGACUUCUUCGGGCCCGUGAGCCUCAAGGAGUGCAUAUCUCACUGCAACCGAGUGCCUCGCUGCAUGUCCAUUUCUCACGGACCUCAUGGAUGCCAUCUGAAAGACCGCUGCGUAUCGCCUGGCGAAGACAUGGUCCCCGAGGGCGAGCAGGGUGCGGACUAUCGCACAGUAUUCCGCAAGUCGUGCACUUCGGUGUCUGGCAAGAAGCCAGACGAGAUGCACAACUCGCACACACAGGACGGUUAA